AUGGUAUUGCGUGCAUUAGUCAUGAUGCCGAUCACUGUUUCUGCUGUACGUUUAAAAUUUGUUCUCUUAAGCUUUGCAGUUUUAGGCAUCAAAACAUCUUGCGACUGGUCAACUGGACUCACUGCAUCGAUAGAGUUCGUGUUAUUUGAGUCAUUGCCAAACAUAUCGUUGGAUGAACCCUGGCCGUCAAUGUCAUCAGAAUCAUCGUUGAAUACAACAGAGUCAAAUACGGAUGAUGCCACUAACUGGCUUGGCACGCUCAAGUCAGGGGAUAACGAACGGUCAUCAGAGACAUUUUGCAUUGGAAUAUUGACAUUUGGAUCCAAUGGAGAGUAA
Messenger RNA from Caenorhabditis remanei, 336 nucleotides. RefSeq lists its product as uncharacterized. The coding region runs from base 1 to 336 and encodes 111 amino acids. The record is from RefSeq and is a predicted model, not a curated record. The transcript has a single exon. Lineage: Eukaryota; Metazoa; Nematoda; Chromadorea; Rhabditida; Rhabditidae.